Messenger RNA from Mercurialis annua (annual mercury), 4035 nucleotides. Its product is annotated as beta-galactosidase 15-like. Lineage: Eukaryota; Viridiplantae; Streptophyta; Magnoliopsida; Malpighiales; Euphorbiaceae. The transcript has 23 exons. Gene Ontology annotation, biological process: carbohydrate metabolic process. The record is from RefSeq and is a predicted model, not a curated record. Gene Ontology annotation, cellular component: vacuole; cell wall. Bases 1 to 3903 code for a protein of 1300 amino acids. Gene Ontology annotation, molecular function: carbohydrate binding; beta-galactosidase activity.
AUGAAGCAACCAGAAGGGUUAGCUACUACAGAGCAAACUAACCAAUUAGUUUGUAAACUAAAGAAAUCCAUAUACGGUCUCAAGCAAGCUUCUCGUCAAUGGUACUUAAAAUUUCAUAAGGUUGUUCUAUCAUUUGGUUUUGAAGUAAACCUUUUUGAAGAUUGUGUGUACCAUAAGUUCAGUGGGAGUAGAUUUAUUUUUUUGGUGUUAUAUGUGGAUGACAUUUUGCUCGCAAGUAGUGAUAUAGAACUUCUUCAUGAAACCAAAAAAUUUCUUUCGAAGCAUUUUGAAAUGAAAGAUCUUGGCGAAGCUUCUUUUGUAUUGGGGAUCCAAAUUCACCGUGACCGUUCACGAGGAAUUUUAGGAUUAUCACAAAAGGGUUAUAUUGAGAAAGUUUUACAACGUUUUGGCAUGCAAAAUUGCAGACCACAUGAUACCCCUGUAUCUAAAGGAGAUAAGUUCAGUCUCAAACAAUGUCCGAAAAAUGAGUUAGAAUCCAAGUUUAUGGAAGGUAUUCCUUAUGCAUCAGCGGUAGGGAGUUUGAUGUACGCGCAGGUCUGUACUCAUCCUGAUCUCGCGUUCAUUGUUGGAAUGCUUGGUAGAUACCAAAGCAAUCCGGGAAGAGAACAUUGGGUUGCAGCCAAAAGAGUUUUCAGAUAUUUACAAAAUACUAAGGAUUAUAUGCUCACGUAUGCGAAAUCGGAUAAACUUGAGAUUAUUGGGUUUUCUGAUUCUGAUUUUGCUGGAUGCCAAGAUAGUCGGAAAUCAACAUCUGGUUAUGUAUUUUUAUUAGCCGGUGGAGCUAUUUCUUGGAAAAGUGCCAAGCAGAAACUUGUUACAUCUUCAACUAUGGAAGCUGAAUUUGUUGCUUGUUAUGAAGCAUCCAAUCAUGUUAUAUGGCUGCAUAACUUCAUUACGGGACUGCGAGUGGUCAACGAUGUCGAAAGACCAGUUAAGCUGCAUUGUGACAAUAGAGCAGCAGUCCUGUAUUCAAAUAACAACAGGAGUUCUUCUAAAUCUAAACAUAUAGACAUUAAGUUUCUUGUUGUGAAGGAAAGAGUUCAGAGUGGUUAUAUUGAUAUUCAGUUUAUAGGAACAAACUCCAUGCUUGCGGAUCCGCUCACUAAAGCAUUAGCCCCUGCAGCUUUUCAUGAGCAUAUUGCUCGUAUGGGUGUUGUCACAUUUGAUAUUAAGUUGAUACACGAGAUUAUUGUGGGUUUAGUUGCAAUCAAGACAACGACUGCCUCUUUGGGAUUCUAUAGUAUGAAUACAUAUUUAUGCAAUCCAAGUGGGAGAUUGUUAGAUUUUGGAUUAUAUGUUCCGCAUUUAGUUUUCUCAAACAAUCUCCUAAACAAGAACUUAAAAAAAUUGGACGGAGAGAGAUGUAUGGCAGUAGCCACCAUCGAGCUGAUAUUGGUGUUAUUUUUAGAAUUUCUUUUUUUCCUUAUAAUGUGCACAAAACUCAUCAAAUGUGCAUUAACAUAUGAUGAUAGAGCAAUUAAAAUUGAUGGGCAAAGGAAAUUAAUUAUUUCUGGUUCCAUCCAUUAUCCUCGUAGUACUCCUCAAAUGUGGCCAUCUCUUAUAAGAAAAGCAAAUGAUGGAGGUCUUAAUACUAUUGAGACUUAUGUGUUUUGGAAUGCCCAUGAACCUCAGAGACGUCAGUAUGAUUUCUCUGGAAAUCUAGACUUCAUAAGAUUUUUCAAGACAAUUCGUGACGAAGGACUUUAUGCAAUACUCAGAAUCGGACCUUACGUAUGUGCAGAAUGGACUUACGGAGGUUUACCAGUUUGGUUAAAUAGUUUACCAGGGAUUAAACUCAGAACUAAUAACGAAGUCUUUAAGAAUGAGAUGAAAAAUUUCACUUCCAUAAUUGUGGAUAUGGUCCAACGAGAGAAAUUAUUUGCAUCACAAGGAGGACCUAUAAUUCUUUCUCAGAUUGAAAAUGAAUAUGGAGAUGUUGAAAGUGCCUAUGGAAAUGAUGGUAAAGAUUACGUAAAAUGGUGUGGAGAAAUGGCUGAAAGCUACAAAAUUGGUGUGCCGUGGAUCAUGUGCAAGCAACCAGAUGCACCAUCGCCACUUAUAAAUGCUUGCAAUGGUUUUUACUGUGACCAAUAUGACCAUUAUAAUAAAGGAUUUCCCAAGCUAUGGACUGAGAAUUGGACUGGCUGGUUUCAAGAUUGGGGAUCCAAAGUUCCACAUAGACCUGCUGAAGAUGUUGCAUUUUCUGUUGCACGACACAUCCAAGCUGGCGGCUCUCUCAUGAAUUACUAUAUGUAUCAUGGUGGUACGAAUUUUGGUACCACAGCAGGAGGUCCAUAUAUCACUACAUCCUACGAUUAUGAUGCACCACUUGAUGAAUAUGGUAAUCUUCGUCAACCUAAAUGGGGGCACCUUAGAAACCUUCAUUUGGUAUUGACAUCCAUAGAGGAAACUCUUACCAAUGGACAAAGCUCAACUACUACUUUUGAUGGGAAAAUGCUAUAUGCGACGGUUUUCAGUUAUAAACAUGAAAGAAGUUGCUUUUUGGCGAAUGCGGAACAAGAAGAACACACAAUCACAUUUGAAGACACAGACUAUGUAGUUCCAGCUUGGUCUGUUAGCAUUCUUCCUGACUGCAACCAAGAAGUUUAUAAUACUGCCAAGGUUACUGUGCAAACAUCCAUUAUGGAGAAUAGACCAAAUGUAGAACAAAAUGAUUUGCAAUGGACAUGGAGACGGGAAGUAAUUCGUCAACUUGAUGUCCAAGGAGCUUUUAAUGGAAGUACUUUGAUUGCUAACCAGCUAUUGGAUCAAAAGAUGGUAACCAAUGGUUCUUCUGAUUACUUGUUGUAUAUGACCAAUUAUAAUCAUAGUGCCAAUGAGACUUUCUUGGGAAGUGACAAGGAUGUUUUUCUGCAAGUACAGAGUAAUGGGCAUGUUAUUCAUGCCUUCGUUAAUAAGAAUUAUGUUGGAUCACAAUCCGCAAAUGGUCAGGUAAAAUUUGAAGGGAAAAUUCAAUUAAAGCAAGGAAUUAAUUCAAUAACUUUAGUCAGUGUUACUGUUGGAUAUCCUAAUUAUGGUGGUCACUAUGACACUAUACAACUUGGAGUUAGUGGUCCUGUGAAAUUGGUUGGAAGAAGUAGAAAAGGGAAUCAACCAGAAGUUAGUGUAGACCUUUCAUCAAACACAUGGGUGUAUAAAACUGGUUUGCAGGGAGUUGAUCAAGGAUUUCAUCUUGUUAAUCCUUCAAGUAAAUACCAAUUUUAUACCACAAAUCUACUUAUUCAUGAGCCCUUCACCUGGUACAAGACGCUCUUUGAUGCACCGGUUGGUGAAGAAUCUGUAGUGGUGGAUUUAAACGGAUUGGGGAAAGGAACUGCUUGGAUUAACGGAAACAAUAUCGGAAGAUAUUGGCCUAAAGCUACAGCGCCUAAUGACGGAAGUUGUGAUGCAGAAUGUAGUUAUAUUGGUGAUUAUAGUCAAUCGGGAGCUUCAAAUUCUAGAUGUGUGACCGGUUGUGGUGAGCCAACUCAAAGAUACUAUCAUGUUCCAAGAGAAUGGUUACAGCUAAAGGAUAAUCAGCUAGUGUUGUUCGAAGAAUUCGGCGGCACGCCGGAAUCUGUUAGUAUCCAAAAGGUUACGGUUGGUAAAGUUUGCGGAAAAAGCUCGGAAGGGAAUACUAUAAACUUAUCAUGUGGUUAUGGAAGAAAGUUUUCUAAGGUUAAUUUUGCUAGCUUUGGUCUACCUAAUGGUAACUGUGGAUCUUUCAAGACCAACCCUGAAUGCCAUGUUGAUGUUUCAUCUGUUGUUGAAAAGGCUUGUGUUGGGAAAAGAAGUUGUUCUCUUGAAGUCUCUGAAAGAGCUUUAGCACCUAUACAUUGCUAUGCCAGGGUUUACACAUUGGCCGUUGAAGCUAUUUGUUAGCUCUCCUCUUGGGGUUUCAUCGAUUAGUUAUAGCAACUUAUUGAAAUUUGUCUACUGCAUUGUUGUUUAUAAUUUAUUGAAGUGUACUAAUCAAUUUAUUUUUUUAUUAAUAAUUGUGAAUUUUAGAUUUUU